Trichosporon asahii var. asahii CBS 2479 is the source of this 1905-nucleotide messenger RNA. RefSeq lists its product as uncharacterized. The transcript has 5 exons. The coding region runs from base 1 to 1905 and encodes 634 amino acids. NCBI's taxonomy places the organism in Eukaryota, Fungi, Basidiomycota, Tremellomycetes, Trichosporonales, Trichosporonaceae. The record is from RefSeq and is a predicted model, not a curated record. Gene Ontology annotation, molecular function: protein binding.
AUGCAGGACCCCCUCACCGUCCUCGGCGAAGACAUCUUUGUCGAAGUCCUUUCCAACCUCGGCGUCAACGACCUUUGCUCUUCUGAGCGCGUGACCAAGUCCUGGCUCGCCUGUGCUCGCGCACACAGCUCGGGGUUGUGGAGACACGCCAGUCUAGUGGAUGGAGUGGAGCCAUUCGAUCUCCAGACAUGCAACAAUCUGGCGAAGAACGGAAUCUGGGGCAUUGACGAGUACGACCGUCGCCCUAUCGCGUUCAAUGUCUACCGGUUGCUGGAGACGCCCGCAACCGCAAUGCGCGAGCUACCGGAGUGGGACUGGUCCGAUGUUGCCCACGAUGCGGACCCAAUGGAGAACAAAGGCAACGUUGAUGGUAAACGACGCACCCGCGUCAACUGGCGCUACGUCUGCGAAGCCCACCGUAGCCUUCAGAACGCGUGGAGCCUCGCCCGAUGUCGGCUUCGGUGGGUCACGCCCCCAACUAACACCGUGUGGCGGAUCAAGUCGAUCUUGGAACAGGACAUUCUCCUGUGCACAUCGCGGCAGACUCAUCGCAACGGUCUCAUCACGGUCGAUCAGCACACAUCGCGUCCCAUCUUCUGCAUUGAGGGACUCGACGGUUACGCUCAUCUGGAAGCCGGACGUGGCUAUGUUGUGUUCAAUCGUCCGGGCAUCAUCGACCCUGCCUUGGGCUUUAACGUCGAUGACGACAACGCCUUAGAAGUUUGGCGCACAGGCGAAGCCCGCGCGCGUGACUCACUUCCCAAGGUCGGCCAGUCGCCGCUCUCUGCCACGGCCGUCUCGUUCACACACCCGAAAGUCUUCUGCCCGAACCGGCCCGAUGGCCCGCUGCCGCGGGGGCACCUCGAGCACUAUCAGACGCUGCAGCCCCCGUCCCGCUGCCUCGCUUUCCGUCUUCACGUCGACAAGGCGGAUACUCCCGACGCCAAGGCUGUUGUUGCAGCGUGUGGCAGCAAUGCCAUCUACAUUUGGCACCUGGAGGAGGACAAGCCGAUGCAGCGGAUUGAACGAGACUGGGCGAAUAUCGGGCGCCCUAACCACGUCCUUGCGUUCCCACCGACGAGGUCAGCCGCCAGGGACACUGCGUGUUUUGCGUACUCGCUCUCGCUGGCCGAUGACUUCAAGGCCGUCCCCGACGAUGAGCGUAAGCGCGCCCAAACCUCCACUCUGACGAGCGGUGUUCCGGCUCCGAUCGGCCGCGCGAUAGUGCCCGGCUACGCAGAGGGGGAGAGUGGGUUUGAUGAGGCAGUUGCACGCGGCGUCGCGAUGCAUGGGCUCCGCGUUAAGAUCGACAAGCCCGAAGACAUCGAAUACUCCUUCUCUGCGGAUGUGUUCCGCGCCGCCGCCGAAUUGCCUGAUGGGCAACGCGCAGCAUUCGUCAAGAAGCACACCGUUCUUAUUGGUCUGGGCACCGUCAUUCGCCAGCUGACAACGUACCGCGAUCACAUUGUGCUCUGCACGGUGAGAUGCUCCUGCACUGAUCAAGCUGACUGUCAGUCCUUCAACGUGAUCCUGAUCAACGGCAAGAAGAUUCCCGAGAUCCCUGAGGAAGAUGCACUCUACAGCCGAAUCCUGCAGCCGCUCAAGGAGGAUCUGAAGGAGCUAGAGAAGGGGAUGCCGAUGCGAGCUCGCGGUAACGAGGAGCCGUCGCUGGAUGCGCAGCGUCCUAUGCUUCGCGCUCACGUGCUACUAGGCAAUCACCCGCAGGCUAUGAAGUUCUCGUCCUGCGUUCAGGCGGACGCGCGCAGCAUCUACCUGACGUACUGGGCAGGCGGGGAGGUCGAAGCCACCGGCGGCGCCGAUUCAGGGCACGUCAGCUAUCCUCCUGCAGAGGCCGUCGACGGGUUUGGAAUGUGUGUCAAGGUGUGGACGUUCGGCAUGGACUGA